Molecule: messenger RNA, 856 nt
Organism: Pimephales promelas (fathead minnow)
Lineage: Eukaryota; Metazoa; Chordata; Actinopteri; Cypriniformes; Leuciscidae
Product: granzyme B
Biological process (GO): proteolysis
Molecular function (GO): serine-type endopeptidase activity
Source: RefSeq, a predicted model, not a curated record
AUACCAUGCAGCCAUACUUGAACACUUUACACUGAAGCACUCCAGAGAAACCUUCCCAGAACAGCAUCAUGAUCAUCUCCGCGCUUUUGCUAGUCACACUGUUACCAUCUCUGAGCCUUCAAGCAUCUGUGGAUGUAGGUAUAGUGAACGGUACGGAAGCCAAACCUCAUUCAAGACCCUACAUGGUCUCCAUUCAAAGAAAUAACAAACACAAAUGCGGUGGCUUCCUUGUGUCUGAACAGUUUGUCAUGACGGCUGCACACUGCUUUACAGAAGGAGAGAAGCUGACAGUUGUGGUUGGAGCUCAUGACCAUAAUCAUGGUACUAGCCGCAUUGAAGUCAAGUUCUACCACAUCUACCCUGGGUAUGAGUCUAAGAGUCUACUAAAUGACAUCAUGCUACUUCAGCUGCAUUUUAAAGUCAACAAGACCAACAAAGUUGACUGGAUCUCCAUACCAAAGAAAGAUAAGGACAUCAAGGCCAAGGCCCAAUGCAGUGUUGCCGGAUGGGGGAAAUUAACCACCAAUGGUCCAGCAAGUGAUAAACUUAUGGAGGCUGAUGUCACAAUCUUUGAUAAAAAAGCAUGUCAAAAGUACUGGGGGAAGCAAUACUCCACCUCAAGGAUGGUGUGCGCAGGGGGUCGUGGAGGAUUUUGUCAGGGUGAUUCUGGAGGACCUUUGGUGUGUAAAAAUGUUGCAGUUGGUGUUGUUUCAUUCAAUCAGCCAAAGAAAUGUAACUCACCUACAUUACCCAAUGUCUACACCAAGAUUUCCAAAUUUCUGCCUUGGAUAAAAUGUAUUUUGGGAAGUGUGAAGCAAAAUCUUGAUUAAUAAACAUUUUAUUUUCUAACAACAUA